ACCACAAGCUUGGGGAUUGCCCGCCUGACCCCUGACUCCUCACACCCAUUCUCCCCGAAAACCCAGAGCUUGACAUUUGACCAGCCACAGAAAUCCAACCUCUGCCCCCAUACCACAUGCCCCUCCCCCACCCCAUGGUGACCUCACAAAGGUCACCAGCUUCUCCCUGGGCCAAGACCCUCUGUUAUGGCCCUGCUGGCCCCAGGCAGUGCUGUCCCAUCUGCCCUGGUAGCCCUCAUGGUCUUCAGGGCCCCCGCCUGGGCCUGUCUCCUCUGCUUCACAUCCUAUAAGGAGCGUGUCCGCAUCUGCCAGAUCUUUGCUGGUAUAGAGGGCCCUGAGCUGGAAAAGUGUGAGGAGGCAUUCACCGCCGCCUUUAAGGGCCUCCUAGACACUGAAAUCAACUACGAUGAGAGAAGCCACCUGCAUGAUGCCUUCACCCAGAUGACCCACUCUCUCCAGGAGAUGGCCACUGCCCAGGGCUCCUUUAAGGUGGCUUUUCCUGAUGCUGCGGAGAAAAUGCGGAAGGUCAUUAUGCAGCUUAAAGAAGUCCGGGCCUGCAUCCCUCCCUGCGGACUCCAGGAAGUCGCCCGGCGUUUCCAUUGCCGCGGGUGCUACUCCACGGUCUGCGACCUCCCGCUGGACUGCCCAGUUCAGGACUUGACGGUGACUCGGGGUCAUCAGGCUAAGUUCUCUUGCACUGUGAACUUCCAACUGCCUAAGGAGGAAAUCACCUAUUCCUGGAAGUUCGCAGGAGGAGGUGUCCGGACGCAGGACGUGUCCUACUUCGAAGACCUCCCGCGGGCCCGAGGAAACCUGGCGCGGAUCCGGCCGGUGCAGCCCGCGCACCGCGGGACGUUCUCUUGCGUGAUCCUGCACGACCAGCUCCCGCUGGCGCGGCUCUACUUCUUUCUUAACGUGACUGGUGCGCCCCCACGUGGGGAGACCGAGCUCCAGGUCUCCUUUCGGGAAGUGCUGCGUUGGGCGCCGCUGGAGGCGGAGAUGAUCGAACCUUGGAGGCCAAGCCUGGGCGAGCUGCUGGCCAGGCCCGAGGCUCUGACGCUGAGCAACCAAUGCUUGCUCGCGGCCGUCGCGGCCUUAGCAUCAGUCAGUGCGACCCUUGUGGUGUGGACGUUCGUUCGAUGGUACUUCAAGGGCAACUAACAAAGGUAUCUUUUUCUUACUUCCUUAUCCGGUUUUCAUUCCUAAAAUAAAGAAUAUAUUUCAGCUCUG
This is a messenger RNA of Leptonychotes weddellii (Weddell seal), 1230 nucleotides long. RefSeq names its product sperm acrosome associated 6 (gene SPACA6). Gene Ontology annotation, biological process: fusion of sperm to egg plasma membrane involved in single fertilization. The record is from RefSeq and is a predicted model, not a curated record. NCBI's taxonomy places the organism in Eukaryota, Metazoa, Chordata, Mammalia, Carnivora, Phocidae.